CCCCCCUCUCACACAGGCCCCGGAUUGUAGUGACGUCACCGACAGCCAUCUUUUCUGUCAGAGCUUGGAGAAGAAGGAGCAGCAGCAGCAGCACCAGAGACUGAACAGCAGCCAGCAAGAUGUCUGCCCCAGCUGCCGGUCCCCCUGCUGCCCCUGGAGAAGGUCCCCAAGCUCCCCCUAACCUCACCAGCAAUAGGAGGCUGCAGCAAACUCAAGCACAGGUGGAUGAGGUAGUGGAUAUUAUGCGUGUGAAUGUAGACAAAGUGUUGGAGAGGGAUUCAAAAUUAUCCGAGUUGGAUGACCGUGCUGAUGCUCUGCAGGCCGGAGCCUCGCAGUUUGAAACAAGUGCAGCAAAACUCAAGCGCAAGUACUGGUGGAAAAACCUCAAGAUGAUGAUCAUUAUGGGUGUGAUAUGUGCUAUCAUUCUCAUCAUAAUAAUUGUCUAUUUCAGCACCUAAGGAAUUUGCACUCUCCCUUCUUUCUCUUAUUCUCUCUCGCCCCUCUUCCUCGCCGGAUCUAUCAUCUCCCCCAGCUGGGACCAGACAAACUUCAACAUAACUCCCCUUCCAGCCUUUUUUCCCCCUCUCCCUCUACUUUAGGGAAAAGGGGGCCCAUGUAUUGUGCAGAUACUCUCCCUUCUACCCUUUCUGUAAAUACCCUCUGAUUGGAUAAUCCCCCUAAUUUAUAUAUACACACACAUAUAUAUAUAGAUAUAUAUAUUUAAUUUGUCUGUGUGGGUUUUUCUGUUCUUUUGUUUUCUGUGGAGCUGUGCGUCUGUGGUAUUUCUACCUGGGGGAGGGGGGAGGAGAAAAUUACCUCUGGAAUAACAUCUGUCAACUCACCAAAUUAAAUUAUUACAUAGAGGAUGGAAGUGGAGGGUUAAAUAAGGAGGAUUAUGUUUGUGAAAAUGCUCUCCUUCUCCUCUUCUCUCCAACCCACCUAUUAGUUUUGUAUUCACCAUAUCCCCGUAUAUAUAUAGUAUAUUUAUGGUGUGUUAUAAGAGGAAUGCUUAAUAAACAGAAGUGUUACUCCUCUGUGCUCAGAUUCUCCCAAAAUAAACUAUGCCCUCCCCUUUCUGAAGUUAAGAUUUGGUGACUGGUUUUAUCACAAGGGUAUUUGGGUUGCUAGAGUACGGCUGCACCUCUUUUCUGUCACUACUCUGGAGGGAUAUAGUGUAAGGGAUGGAUGCUCAACGCUUAAUACUCUGCACCCAAGCUCUUUAACUGGUUCUCCUAUGUCUAUCUGAUAUGGUGUAAAAAAGCAGCCUUGCAGGAGGCUGCGUCACCAGAUAGCCCUGGAGUAGAAUGGAGGAUAUAAUGUUAAGUAUAUUGGGGAAUGGCAAUUUGAGGUAUAGUACUAGAGUACGUGAGCAAGUUACCCCAUGUUCCUACUAUCAUCCGACCACAUUGGAGGAAAAUGAUAUAUGCUAUUGGGGUCUAUGACUGUCUAGUAAUACCGCAAAUAUGAUAAUGUAAGGGCAGGGGGCAACAUUUCAACCCUUAACUAAGUGUUACUGAGAGAGAAGUCGUGGGGCAAUUACUUAAACUUCCCCUUUGACAAUUUUUAAUUUAAGUGUUUUCAUUGCAAAAACAAUUACCCUUCUUGCCCCACCACCAAAGAAUUACCCUCCUUCUUAUUAUUAUUAACCCUUUUAAUUCCUCUGCAUGGGAUCAGCCAUUAUGUAGCUGCUGCCAACUGGAGCAAUAAGGCACUGGGACAGCUGGGAUUUUGUAUGCCCAUUAUAGUGUAUUUAUCCCACUGGCCAGGUCCUUUUGUAUUUACUUGGCUCAUUUUCCUGCAAUGUCUUGUUAGGGGGGAGGGUGUGUGGGCGUGUAUGUGUGUGGCCAGGGGCAAUAGGGUAAUUCCUCCCUCUCUCUCUCUUUGUUAACCUCCUUAAUUACCCCUCCCUCCUCCUCCUGCCCCCACAACAUAAAUAUUACAAUAAAUGUUGUUUAACCAAA
Messenger RNA from Bombina bombina (fire-bellied toad), 1961 nucleotides. It is a transcript of the gene VAMP2, whose product is annotated as vesicle associated membrane protein 2. The transcript is spliced from 5 exons. Gene Ontology annotation, cellular component: SNARE complex; plasma membrane. Gene Ontology annotation, molecular function: syntaxin-1 binding; SNAP receptor activity. Bases 120 to 458 code for a protein of 112 amino acids. Gene Ontology annotation, biological process: vesicle fusion; vesicle-mediated transport; SNARE complex assembly. NCBI's taxonomy places the organism in Eukaryota, Metazoa, Chordata, Amphibia, Anura, Bombinatoridae. The record is from RefSeq and is a predicted model, not a curated record.